Passer montanus (Eurasian tree sparrow) is the source of this 351-nucleotide messenger RNA. Its product is annotated as spore wall protein 1-like. The transcript has 2 exons. The record is from RefSeq and is a predicted model, not a curated record. Bases 1 to 351 code for a protein of 116 amino acids. NCBI's taxonomy places the organism in Eukaryota, Metazoa, Chordata, Aves, Passeriformes, Passeridae.
AUGUGCUCCCGCCAGGACAAGGACCAGUGCCACCAGCAGGAACGCUCCUGCUGCCACAGUGGCGGAUCUGGUUGCCACGGGAGCAGUGGCGGAUCUGGCUGCCACGGGAGCAGUGGAUCCGGUUGCCACAGGAGCAGCGGUGGAUCCGGUUGCCACAGGAGCAGCGGAUCUGGCUGCCACGGGAGCAGUGGUGGAUCUGGUUGCCACAGGAGCAGCGGAUCUGGUUGCCAUGUGACCAGUGGAUCGGGCUGCCAUGGGAGCAGCGGCUCUGGUUGCCACGGGAGCAGUGGGGGAUCCUGCCAGCAGGAGUGCCAGCAGCAAAUCUACCAAGUGUCCUCAAAUAUGAAGUGA